Messenger RNA from Gymnodraco acuticeps, 6971 nucleotides. RefSeq names its product coronin-2B-like. The record is from RefSeq and is a predicted model, not a curated record. Lineage: Eukaryota; Metazoa; Chordata; Actinopteri; Perciformes; Bathydraconidae. Gene Ontology annotation, biological process: actin filament organization. Gene Ontology annotation, molecular function: actin filament binding.
CACUGCUCCGCCUCCUCCUGCUGCCCUGCCUGACUGCUCAUCAAUAAGCUGUAUUAGCCAUCACUAAUCAUAUUGCGAGAGACAGAGAGUGAGAGCAGAGCUGCCCUUCUCUCCUCCUCAUCACUCUGCCACUCCUGCGGCGUUGCUCUUUGCUUGAAGGGGACACUGGCCUGCUCCUCACCCACUGAUUCUGCAUGACUGUCACAAAGAUGUCAUGGCGUCCAACCUACCGAAGCUCCAAGUUUCGAAAUGUCUACGGAAAAGUAGGCAACCGGGAGCACUGCUUCGACGGUAUCCCCAUCACCAAGAACGUCCAUGACAACCACUUCUGUGCCGUCAACUCCAAGUUCCUGGCAGUCGUCACGGAGAGUUCUGGCGGCGGCUCUUUCAUCGUCAUACCUGUUCCCCAGUCUGGCCGCCUAGACUCUCAUUACCCAAAAGUGUGUGGCCACCAAGGCAAUGUACUGGAUAUCAAGUGGAAUCCUUUCUUUGAAAACAUCAUAGCCUCCUGCUCGGAGGACACCUCUGUGCGAGUAUGGGAGAUCCCAGAGGGCGGUCUGAGGCGCAACAUGACGGAGGCGGUGCUGGAGCUGUACGGCCACAGCAGGCGGGUGGGUGUGAUCGAGUGGCACCCCACCAGCAGCGGCAUUCUCUUCAGCGCUGGCUAUGAUUACAAGAUCCUGAUCUGGAACCUGGAGAUCGGAGAGCCGGUGAAGAUGAUCGACUGCCACACUGACGUCAUCCUCAGCAUGUCCUUCAACACCGACGGCAGCCUGCUGGCCACCAGCUGCAAAGACAAGAAGCUGCGAGUCAUCGAACCACGCUCCGGGGCCGUCCUUCAGCAAGCCAGCUGUAAGAACCACCGCGUGAACCGGGUGGUGUUUCUGGGCAACAUGAAGCGACUGCUCACCACAGGGGUCUCACGCUGGAACACCCGGCAGAUCGCUCUCUGGGACCAGGAGGAUUUGUCCAUGCCAAUUGUGGAGGAGGACAUAGACGGCCUGUCAGGACUGUUGUUUCCUUUCUAUGAUGCUGACACACACAUGUUGUACCUGGCAGGCAAGGGGGACGGCAACAUCCGGUACUUUGAGAUUACCACAGAGAAGCCGUACUUACAAUACCUAAUGGAGUUCCGGUCCCCGACCCCGCAGAAAGGACUCGGUGUGAUGCCGAAGCACGGGCUGGACGUGGGAGCGUGCGAGGUUUUCCGCUUCUACAAGCUCGUCACCCUGAAGGGUUUGAUCGAGCCCAUCUCCAUGAUUGUGCCGAGGAGGUCAGACACGUACCAGGAGGACAUCUACCCCAUGACUGCAGGAACAGAACCUGCACUGUCUGCAAGCGAAUGGCUGAGCGGCAUUAACAGAGACCCAGUCUUGAUAUCCCUGAAGGAGGGUUACCAGCGACCGAACCAGUUAGUGUUCAAGGCCCCAGUGAAGGAAAAGAAGAGUGUGGUAGUGAAUGGGAUCGACCUGCUGGAGAAUGUACCCCCCAGGACAGAGAACGAGCUCCUGCGGAUGUUCUUUCGGCAGCAGGAUGAACUGCGGCGGCUGAAGGAGGAGCUGACCACCAAGGAUGUGCGAAUACGCCAGCUGGAGCUGGAGCUCAACAACCUGAAGAACGUUAGCCCCAACAACGUCUGACCUCUCAACCACCUGGACUGGCAAAGCUGCUUCCUUUGCCCCAAAUUCUGACCUCCAACAAGCUUCUGAGCCCUCCUCAGCCUCUUUUUUGAUAAAUUGUAUAUUCAUUCCUGCUGCCCUGCAUAGCGCAUACACUAAUAUGAAGUGUUGGAUAAUGUCUUAACUGGAACAAUUACUGGAAAAUAGUAAUAUUAACAAAUGUGAUAAGUAAUGGAGACGAGGCAAUGUUCAUGGAUUUCCACCUUAACAUGAACUCGAUGGAUGUUUGAGAUCCAAUCCAUUUAGUAUUGUCUGUAUUUUUACUACUUGUUCCUGAUCUAGCACACUCAAGUGUUGGGAUCAGUUGUUGCAUAUUUUCUGCCAGACCUCUAGAGUAUUUGUCUCACUGUGCCUAACCUGCCAUUCACGAUGCAAUACCUUGAUCACUACGCAAAAAAAAAACCAUCUCCCAACCUCUUAUGACCAAACCACAAUUCUCAUUUUUUGCCGAGGCAAACCUGGAGGAUAAAAAGACUUGUCACGCUGGCUCCUAUUUUGCUUCCACAAGGCCUUACUCCCUGCUGCAGACACCAUUUUCAGCGAGCUGCAGCAUCCUUUCAAAACGGCUGACGUGAAGUAUUUUUGCACCUGACAGACAACACAAGCUUUUGCAGACGUGGCUCAUGCUUUUCACGAGCUGCUUAUCCCGUCCCUUUUUUCACCCUAACCGAUGUUACUGGCUAUAAAUUGACUUCAUAAUACUGACUUAUAGCUACCCUUAUGCAGUCUUUCUUUCCAAGGAGUGGAUGAUCACUCACUUUAGUACUUUACUCUUUAUUUAAAUAGUGGUUAAGCAGCAGGGGAGACAUGUAUUUAGAGGUGGUGGACUUGCCUGACUCCGGUAUAGUCUCAACAGAAGCUUUGCUGGCUGUUUUGGGUUUUAGGGCCAAGUAGGUGGUAAUGUAUAUUUGCUUCUAUUUAUUUGUCACAAAUUACCUUUUUAACUAAUAACAUGUAUAUUUGUUAAUCCCAUUUUUUGUAUGCUGUGGCUGCGCAAGUAAUGAUUGUGAUGCUUGAUAGAUUUUGCUGAAUGUUUCCAGUUGGUGCAAGAUUUGUGUGACACUGUACCUUUUAUGGUAUUAGUUUUGUGACUCCAACGACAUAACAUCAGAUAAGGUAUAAAUAAUAUAAUCUUGCAUUUUCCUAACAGUGCUGAAAACUGUGAUAAUAACCAUCCUUUAACAUUUAAACUAAGCAUAUCACCAUUAGUGAGUGAUAUGUGCUUAACUCCAGGUAAUCUCUGCUGCUCACUUGUUCAAUCAUCAGAUUUAGGUUGAAUUGUGGUAUAAAUGCCUACAUUUGACCGUUUCAUGUUUUUUCCCCUCAGUGUAAAAAGUAAAAUGGGCACUUGAUUAACAUUUGACAAAGAUGCUGCACAACAUGCAAUGUGUCUUUUAACCAAGGCCCAUUUCAUUCACCCUUUCAUAUUACUGAUGGACUGAGAUAAGGAAAAUGAUUAGAUCGGCUUCAUGCAGAAACGGAUCUGUGCCCAGAGUUGGUAAAAAAGUCAGUUACGGUCUCAAGUCUUCCCUGAUCACAUCAUAGUUGGAACAUAAAGGGUCCAUAAAACAAGCCCUUUACAUGCAGACUGGAACCAGUGACACUAUAAUGGUAAAUGUGUUUUUUGCAGGAAAAAUCUAACUCUACAGUGAAAGUAGACAGUGGGAUAAGGAUCUACCAGAGAUGGGUCAGCUACAGUGGAGAGACAGGUGAAGUUAGAUUGGAGUUGAGUUUUGUCAGGGCUUCUUGUGUAGGUGUACUGAGGACUAUCACCAACAAACUAAUUGGUACAUCUUUGGGAACCUGGAAUCACAGUAUAGAGAGGCUUUUAAAUUAUGAAAACGUAUUGUACAAUUGAAUGGCAUUUUGGCUUAGACAAAGGUAACCUUGGUAAUUCUACCCAUUUAGUUUGGCACUGAACUUGACUAACAUUUUGGACAAUUAAACCCAGUUUAAAUGUGAUUGGCGUGGUCUUUGGUGAAGAGUUUUGUGCAAUAGAAUUAACAGUAUGACAUCUCAAUCUGAAAAAUAUCAUCUUUCCAUCAAUGACCUAAAACUGUUACCAUGUAUAUACUUUGCAUUUGACAUGACAAUGUUGCACAAGGACCACAAACUCAAAAACGUAUAUAAAAAGGGAUUUAUUGAAGUGAAUGGGAGGGAAAAUUAAACAAUUUGGCUGAUGACAGUGGAUUUAACAUGGAGUGAAAAAUCACUGAGGUAGGCCAAUUUGACCAGUACGAAUAAUAGUGAAAACAAAGUCCAAGUAACUGACCGUUUUUCCAGAGUUUACAUAUUUUGUAACAAUAACAUUUCUAUGCACAUAAUUUGCAGUUGUAACCUUGGUUUAUAUCAAGUAUUUCUCUACACUACCACCACAAAUUCAAACAUUGCCACCUGUGUGUCACAGAAAAGAACAUGGGAAAAGUGAUGAUGAGUUUUGAUGUUGAACAUUUCUCUUUAUGGAAAGAUUAUGCAUACAAAGUUAUGUUCAAAUUCAAGAAAUGUCACACUGCGUUUUUUUUUUUAGAUAAAGCAGCAUACAUAUUUAAUAUCUUAUUACAAGUCAAAGUUUCACCUCAGUUGUCUGUUCAAUGUCUGCCGUCAUCAAAGAGAAUACAAAAAAAUAGAUUUGGUCAGUAUUUACAAUAACACGUAAUUUCCGAACUAUCAAAGCUGAGGGUUUAAGGAGGAGGAGCGGCUUUGACAAGGGCAGACAUUUCUUUGCUAGGAUUUAAAAAUAUGCCCUGUGAGGGUCACACUGUGCAUGUUCAGACAGAAGUUUCACACCAGGACAGCAGAGAGUAUUGGCAUACUGGUGACACUACAAACACAUAACUUACAUUUAAAAAGAAAAAGAGAUAAAAGUAUGAUGCAAAAAUAAGUUUAAGACGAGGAGAGGACAGCCAUACAUGAAAUCCAGUAUUUGACUUUAAAAUGUUUAGACAUGCACUCUUUUUUUGUUUUGUAUUUUGUUAUUUUCUUUUGAAGGGGGUUUUAAAUAAAAUACAUCAGAAACUGGUCUUACACAACGUUAGAAAAGAAAAAAACAUUUCUUAAAAAGGUUUAUCUUUGCCAUUAUUGGAUAUUACAAAAUUGGUGUCCACAGAGCAGAUAAAAGUGGACUGUAAAGACUGGAACACAGGAGCAUCAAAGGUACAUACAUUUAAGAUAUUUCUCCAGACAACCCCAUCUACCUGACUGGCCAAUAACAAAAACCACUCCUACUGCAAUAUGAAACGGGGGGGGAAAUGACAUGGGGUUGUUGGGAAGUGACUGGGAGAUACAAGUUUAACAGUUCAUGACUUAGCUUCAAGAGGACCCUCAAUCGUCUUCAUCGUCUUCUCCUUCUUCUCCUUCUUCCCCUUCUUCAUCCAGAUCCCUUUUUCUCUUCUGACCUCGCUCUUCUUCUACAAAAACGAGAGUUGUGUUUAAAGAGAGGCAAAGACUAGAAGUAAAUCCAUGUCUUCCGUUAAAGUUGUUUUGCAGGUUCCAUCAUUUAGGACUAACAGUGGCUGGCGAGACUUUUGGAUUUUUGUAAAAACACAUUACUGUCUGUUCAUAAAUGUAAUUGGCAGUGUCAUUAUAAAGUUGCAGUCUGAUUGCCAAUACAAGGGUACAUGCAUAAUAUUGUUUCCUAUUAGUAUAAAAGCAGUUGUUUCCUGCCUUCUCUAGUAGCAAGACAAAUUUGAUACAAAUUACCUACUUUGAAUUAUUACAAUUGACAAACUCUUUCCAGACAAAAUGUAAUAACUACUAAUAUUGCUCAGUAGUUGUUGGAGAGAACAUGCAAGCUAAAUAUAAAAACUUUAAAUAUUUGUUUUAAAAAAAGACGCAUACAAAAUGUUUUUAUACUGAAGGAAAUGCAUUCAAUAUGUUUAACGGGCAACAAUGACAUGCGUUUCACUGAAAACAUGAAAACUGUUGAUUUAUUGUGUACUUACUGCAACAAAUAUAUACUAUAAAGAUUUGUAUAUAAUAUAUACACUUAGCAACUAGUAGAGUAGAUUUAGGAGACUGCUUAUGUUUUAAAGUCAGCCAUUAUUUUACUCACCUUCAUCAUCCUCAUCCUCCUUGUCAUUCACAUCUUCGUCCUCUUCCUCCUUUAAAAAAACAAACAAAUGGUAAAGUUAAUACAAUUUCAUUUAGAAUGAUUUUUGUAUCAUUACAGAGUGCAAAUCUGAUGUACUCUCACCUCUCCACUGACGUCCUCCUCUUCCUCUUCUUCAUUCUCCUCUUCGUCUUCCUCUCCUUCCUCCUCCUCCUCAUCUCCUGGUGCUGCAUCUUCAUCAUCCUCCUCCUCAUCGACAUCUGGGUGACACAAGUUUGUUGUUAUUAGCCAGAUGUUCCCACCUUAACAGAUGCUAGAAAGAACACAUGAAUGUGUGCGAGUCCGCAAACUCACCAUCUUCAUCGUCAUCGUCAUCAUCCAAGCCCUCUGCAUAGACCUCAGCAUCAGAAUCUGGUGCCUCUUUGUCGUCUUUGUCGUACCCGUCCAGGUACGUGAGCUGGGGUAGCAGCUUGAACACGUUGUCUCUGUAUUCGUUCAGGUUUGUCACUUCACAGUUAAACAGAUCCAGACUUUUAAGGGUUCCCAAUUCUUUCUGUCAAAAGAAAAAUCAAGUUUGCUCAAUAAUUACAGCUAGCUGCUUGGUAUAUUGUGAAUUAUUCAGCAACUAUUUUGGGGUCUCACUUACCAAUGGUCCUAUUGUGCUGAGGUCUUUAAUCUUGUUGCCACUGAGGUUGAGAUGUGUGAGGUUGGGGCAUUUCGCUGCCAGAACUUCCAACCCUCCUGAGAUCCUGUUAUCGCUGAGUUCAAGCUGUGGAUCAAUUAAAACAGAUCAAAAUAUGCAAAACCCCAAAGCCUUAAGUAACAGACUUGUUUUGUGCAGAAAAACACCCACCUUUUUGAGUUUAUUUAGCUUCGGCAAGUGGGCAACUGAGGUCAGUCCAACAUUGAUUGUGCUUAGAAAUUCCAGCUCCUCAAACUCAUCUGUUAGACCCUCGAUCUUUCCUUCAUUUGAGCGACAGUUGUCUAGAACAAGUUCUUUGACCUGAAAAGCACAUUUCCGAAUAGUUAUUAAAAAAAAAGACAAACUGAAUAUGAGGCCUAGACAAUUUCCAAGUUAAAGAUCUCAGAUUUUUUUUAUUAAAGAGGGAUGCACUUAAAGUUUUGAUGAGAAGCUCUUAAUAUUACUGAGAUUGAGUUUGACUUUACUAAUUGUAAGUCGCUUUGAAUGAUCAUGUUUGCAUAAUAAAUAAAAUGUUAGUAAAUGGCUAACUUAAUUGCUACUG